This is a messenger RNA of Eublepharis macularius, 438 nucleotides long. Its product is annotated as collagen alpha-4(VI) chain-like. The record is from RefSeq and is a predicted model, not a curated record. NCBI's taxonomy places the organism in Eukaryota, Metazoa, Chordata, Lepidosauria, Squamata, Eublepharidae. The transcript is spliced from 8 exons. Bases 1 to 438 code for a protein of 145 amino acids.
AUGGGUCUCCCCGAUCCUAAACCAAAACACUGUUACACUAUAGUGGAUCUAAACUGGUGUUGGGGUGAACAUGGUGAUCCUGGAGAAAAAGGCCACUCGGGACCAUCUGGAGCAAGAGGCUUGCCUGGACUCGAUGGUAAAGAUGACUAUGGAAUACGAGGAAAGAAAGGAGCGAAGGGACAACCCGGAUUCCCUGGAUUCCCUGGAUUCGAGGGAGAAGAGGGUGAUCUAGGCAUUCCAGGAGAUAAAGGCAUCAAAGGAAUUAGAGGACAGGCCCAAGGUGGCAUGCCAGGAUCAUUGGGCAAUCCAGGAAACAGAGGACCACCUGGGAGAAUGGGUCAAAAAGGACCAAGAAGCCUGGUAACUAUGGCGCCUUGUGAACUUGUUUCCCUUGCUAGAAGAAACUGCCGUAAGUACUGGGCAGCUUUGAGGGAUUAG